Aspergillus mulundensis is the source of this 681-nucleotide messenger RNA. RefSeq lists its product as uncharacterized. The record is from RefSeq and is a predicted model, not a curated record. Bases 1 to 681 code for a protein of 226 amino acids. The transcript has a single exon. NCBI's taxonomy places the organism in Eukaryota, Fungi, Ascomycota, Eurotiomycetes, Eurotiales, Aspergillaceae.
AUGACAAUGAACUCCCCCGCAUCCCUAACAGCGCUCUACGAAACAGCCACAACCUCCGAAUCCGCCGAGUUAACACACGUCCAAACCGCCGAGCUCAUGCGCGAGGUCGGUCUGAAAUGCAUCAGUUUCAACGGCAUCCCCCGCACAAUCAACUGCCUGAACGCAUUCAAAGCGUCCCUCCCUUCCUCCAUCGCCUCGCAGCUCUCAACAACGCCCACCCGCACCCCCUCACCCAAGAACAUCUCCGACAUUUCCUCCCGCGGCAAAGGCCUCUGGGACUCGAUCUACCGCCCCUUCGAGGUAAAGCUGUACGAGAAGCUCGCCGACUCGCAUCCGGAUCUCCCUGUGCAUAUUCUGCAUGCGAACUACGGGGCUCUACUUUCUGAUCCCGCUGGGCGGACGACGGGUGCGAACUUGGGGCGCAUCGGGACGAGUAUUGUGGCCAUUGCUUGUUUGAGGGCGCAGACGGGUGUUGGGCCGCAGGUUGUGUCGCAUGUCUUUGGGCUCAGGAAGGCGCUGGAGGAUGGGACUUGGGAGCAGGAUGUUGAGGGGGAGGAGGGGGCGAGGUGGUUGGCGGGUGAGGAGGGGAAUGACUGGAUCUUGAGGAGUGUAGAUGAGAUCGUGGAGAAGAUCAGUGAAGGACUGGGGUCGAACUUCGCGCCGGGAAAGGCGAACUUGUAG